Fusarium odoratissimum NRRL 54006 is the source of this 2172-nucleotide messenger RNA. RefSeq lists its product as uncharacterized. NCBI's taxonomy places the organism in Eukaryota, Fungi, Ascomycota, Sordariomycetes, Hypocreales, Nectriaceae. Bases 219 to 2039 code for a protein of 606 amino acids. The record is from RefSeq and is a predicted model, not a curated record. The transcript is spliced from 2 exons. Gene Ontology annotation, molecular function: protein binding.
CACUGUUAGAGUCGUAUAAGCUUUUUUUCCUCUUCCUCAUUCAAAAUCUUUCAUGUUAUAAAACCGAACUAGAACAGAAUCAAGAUCACUCAAUCUGUUUAUAUCAGUUAAAGACAAACUUCAAAACUCGAUAAACCCGAAAAUACUGCUACAAGCCAGAUCAGGGUAAAACUGCAUCACUUCAUAACCACAUAAAAAGUCUCGGGCGAAAUGAAACUAUGAUGGAUGGAACAUCUCUGGCAAGUCUUCCAGAUGAUAUUGUUCUCGAUAUUGUCGAGCAUCUCGACACAGCUCGUGACGUAGCUCACGUUUCCGCCUUGACGAAGCAUCUCCAGAGUCUCAUACGCCAAGAUGGCUGGCGUACCUUCGUCAAGACCCGGUUCCCCUCCCUGCAUAUAGCUACAGACUCAGGGACUCGCUGGAGUUCUAUUGCAGAUCGUGCAACGUACCUGGAUCGCUGCUGGGAGAAGCGCGGUUUCUGGGUCAAUGUGUUGCAUGAAAAGAAGAAUCAGCCAGAGAGAUUCCAGCGUCGAGUUGCUGGAAGCCAGUCAGUGCUGUUCCAUUCUGUUCUCGAUGCGCGGCUUAUGUCGUCGCUGAAGAAUGAGGUUAUUGCUGCCGGCGUGGGCGAGAAUCUCAUGGUUCGCAUAAAACCUGUUGAUGGACAGCAAGAUACCUGGCAUCAGAUCGGGGGCCAUGAUCAUGGAUAUCGGGCUGGGACUGGAGAUGUCACAGCAACGUCUGUCACAGAGAAUGACGGUAUACCCAAUGUUAUUGUCGGGAGGGCCAAUGGAGACAUCAGCAUACACUGUGGCAAGGACGAGUUUGCAACAGUCGCAAGACACUUGAGCCCAGCGGGCGAGGCACUUCUAAACCACGCUUCCGAUCCUAUGAGGAAAUCCCCAGGUCAAGUGGCAGUCUCAUCUCUACAGUGGCAUCCCGAGACGAAUCUCCUGGCAAGCGGGAAAGGCUCGGUUCUGACUCUGUACAAUCUCAGUGUGUCAGAUGACCAAGUACUGAGCCCUUUGGAUUACCAUGAAUUCUCCAAAGCCAGUCCCGCAGAUGAAGCGUCACUCCUGCGCAGCACCAAGUUCAUGAGCAAAGAUAUCAUGGCUUGCGCUCUAGGCGGAACUCGAAAUCCUCUACGUUGGGGGCAGCUCACACCGGCCGGCUUACAAUUCUUCAACGCUCAUAGUAACUCUAUGUACGUAGACGAUGCUUCGAGGUUGGUAAGUGGGGGAGUCAGUGAGAAGACCACAGUUCGAGCAAUCGAGCCUGUUAGAGGGGGAAGUGAAGAUCUCCUUUUGAGUGCAUGGGACGAUGGCACAUAUAGACUUCUAGAUAUCCGAACACCCUCACCACAAGACGCAGUAUACCGUGAUCGCUUUCAACCCUACCAAGCAGGUAGUUCUCUCCUUGUGUAUGGUACAGAGCGUUUCGUAUCCGGCAGUAACACAGCACCGGAUGUCCGUCUAUUUGACUUCAGGUACCCAAAGCCAUAUCAUCACACAACUGCUCUUCCAUGCUCGCCACAAUGGCCCUUUCCCAGCCAGAAGGAUGAUCACAUUAUGAAGCAAGGAUGGGCGCCAGAGCAUCAACCGCAGAAAUGCGAUUCUCAAAACGGGGUGUUGUGUUACUGGCAUGGAGCUUCAAGACGAAACUACUGGCGUCCCGACGCUACCAUUCAUAUUGGCAGUUCCACAUAUGACAGGAUCUAUUGUCUGGCCAAGUCGUCCGAUCUUUCAGAUACCAUAUACUGUGGCGUUCGCGGUGCCAUUCUCGAGAUGAAUCUCCAUCUCACAGAGGACACGGUGCAUAACCAUAGCCAACGAACUACUCCAACAGAUUGGAGCAUGGGAAGACCCGGGGGCAAAAUCUCGCUGAUUGAGACGGGCGUGAGCCUCACCCAGACGAAGGAAUGGUCCCUCGAUAAUCGCGGUGUUCCAGAGCUCGUCGUUCAGCAGCCUCGACCUCGAAAACGAAUAGAAUUAUCAGAUGAGGAAAAGAGACACCGUUUGGACUAUGCGUUUCAUAGACCAUAGGAUUUCGAAGACAUGGGUGUAUAGAAUUAGACAGAGCAUACUCAUUCAUAGACAGGGCACGGUUUUUAAAAUCGCUUGCAAUUCUUUCUUCAAUAAACAUAAACAGCAUAUCUUUAUACAAGUUCUAAACAAA